Molecule: messenger RNA, 363 nt
Organism: Fonsecaea nubica
Lineage: Eukaryota; Fungi; Ascomycota; Eurotiomycetes; Chaetothyriales; Herpotrichiellaceae
Exons: 3
Coding region: 1-363 (120 amino acids)
Cellular component (GO): intracellular membrane-bounded organelle; membrane
Molecular function (GO): heme binding
Source: RefSeq, a predicted model, not a curated record
AUGGCUCCGUCCACCAAGACCCGGAGCGCGAAGACUUUCACUGCGGACGAAAUCAUCAAGCACCACUCAAAGGAAGACUUGGGUGGUCAGGAAGUACUCAUCGACCAAGGCGGCGUUGACGCCACAGAGGCAUUUGAAGAGGUGGGACACAGCGAAGAAGCACGGAAACAACUUGCAGAGUUCUACAUCGGCGAACUGAGGCGGCAGGCCGACGACGAGAAGCUGCUGGGUGCGCGAGGAAAGGCUUACAAGAGCUAUCACGAUGGCUCCACGUCUAGGGGUAUGCCGACUUACGUAUGGGUUUUGAUCGUAGUGGUAGCCAGCAUGCUUGUCAUUCUGGGAUUACAAUUUCAAUUUCUAUAG